Entrophospora sp. SA101 is the source of this 900-nucleotide messenger RNA. The record is from the annotation of a GenBank genome assembly. Lineage: Eukaryota; Fungi; Glomeromycota; Glomeromycetes; Entrophosporales; Entrophosporaceae.
AUGACAACUUCAUACUCAAAUCAAGAGCAAGAGCAGUCUUUAAAACAAGAAGUUAUAACAAAAAAAACCCAUUAUCAUGAUAAACAGAGUGUAGGUUAUAUAAUACGUUCAGGAUUAGCAGGUGGUAUAGCAGGCAGCGUGGCAAAAACAGUGAUUGCACCCUUAGAUAGAGUAAAGAUUCUUUUUCAAGCCAGCAAUCCACAUUUUCAAAAAUAUGCAGGUGGUCCAAAAGGUUUGUUACAAGGUCAUUCUGCAACCAUUCUAAGAAUUUUUCCAUAUGCUGCAAUAAAGUUUGUAGCAUAUGAACAAUUUCGUCAUAUUUUAAUGCCAACUAGAGAGCUUGAAACGUCAACUAAACAUUUAUUAGCUGGAUCUUUAGCUGGUGUCACAUCAGUAUUGUUUACAUAUCCACUUGAACUUUUAAGAGUUCGAUUAGCAUUCGAGGUUAAGAAAGACAAAUCUUUUGGAAUGAUGUCAAUAUGUAAACAGAUAUGGAACGAAGGUGCAGCAUCAUCACGUCUACAAUUCUUUCAUUUUCCAAUAAUAAAUUUUUAUCGAGGAAUAAUCCCUACAAUAAUGGGUAUAAUACCGUAUGCGGGUGUAUCAUUCUGGACACAUUAUGAAUUGACUGAAUUUUGCAUAUCAAAGUUUGGAAAACUUACAACCGAACCAUCAUUGGUGAUUGGGAAGUUGGAUAGUAGGGGACAGAAAAGGAGGGUACCAUUAAAAACAUGGGCUGAAUUGACAGUUGGGGGAUUGGCAGGAGCAAUAUCACAAACUGCAGGAUAUCCAUUAGAGGUUAUUAGACGUAGAAUGCAAGUUUAUGGUGCAAUUGAUUCAACUAGAUUUGUUGGUCUUUUAUAUACUGCUAAAACUAUUUGGAAAACAAAUGGUUUAUAG